ACUUUAAACAGCUGUUCGUUUUCUACAGCCACAGCAAACGAAACUUGAUUUCAUGAAUAUUUAAUACAAUAAAGCAAAUAAUGUGGAAAGAAAUAAAAAUUGUGAAUAAAACCUAUUAUAUUAAAUGUGAUAUCAGUGAAAAUAAUAACGUUACGCUGAUCUUAUACGAUCAAAACGAGAUAUGGAGUGAGAAGAUUUCUCUGGUCGAUGUUAGACGCAAAGUGAAGAACUUAAAUCGUCGUUAUGAUUUUGACGAGGAGAAUAUACGAAAAACCUUUGGCGGUGAGGGAGAAUUGGAAACGGCAUCGUUGGAUUCUGCUGAGGGCAACGAUAAGCUGCUGUUGAAAGUAAAAUAUCGUGUAAAAGACUGUCCAUUCCUUUAUGAAUGGAAUUUAGAAAAACAAACAUUGGAAGAGUUCCGAACUUUAUUUGUAAUGCCGAUGCUAAAGGCAUUGCUUGCUUGCAAAGAACAAAUGGAAAUAUUGACAGAUACUAUUAGGAAAAAAGAUGCAGAAAUUCUACAAUAUCGUAAAGAUGGUGCAAUAUUGGGACGAAGAACUUUGGCAACCAAACUCUUUGCCUUUGAAGAAUUUGAACGAAAAUAUGAAGGACCCAACAAACUUUUAAACGAUUUUAGUACUUUAGGACAAAUUUUGGUCAAAGAAAAAUCUCUAUCAGAAAACUCCCCUCAAAUCAGUGAUGCGAACAAACAAGAAAAACAGGACAUGGUCACAACUACGGUUAACAAAGCUCCUCCCAUCAGUCCAGGACAAAAAAAACGCUUAUUAAAAAAGGAAAUGUUAGAAAAGGCGAUAAGACCACGGAAACCAGUUUUCGAAUAUGAGAACAGUCAAAGUCAAUCAAGUGAAGAAGUGGAUACGGAAAAGAAUAUUACUGAAAAUGCAAAAUCAAGUGGAGAAAACUCGGAAAAUAAAACCAGUUCAAAAACUUUGGAGCCCAGCCCAGUUGCAAAAUCUAGGUCUAGAGAACUCAAAAAUCUAGUAAGCAACUUGGUAAUAGCGGAAAAUCCUGAAAAUCUUAUCACCGAAAAUAAAACAAGAGCAAAGCCAUCAAUAUCCAGUCCAGAUCUAAAAAGUAAAGAAAUCAAAAGCCGAUUUAACGAUACAGUUGGAAGUCGUGAUAAGGUAACAGAAGAUAAAAAUAAAACGCCAGCCAAAACAGUGGAAUCUUCUAUACAUGUUCCAAAAUCUAGAGAACUUAAAAAUCUCGUAAGUGACUUGGUAAUUGCCGAAAGUCCUAUUCGGGGAAAAACAACUGAAAGUAAAACUAAAUCGACACUCGCCGAAAAUAGUCCACAUUCAAAAUGUAAAGAUCUCCGAAGACGUGUAACAGAUUCAGUUAAUUCUGAAAAUUCGGAAAUGAUAAGAGCUCGUAGAUCUUUGAACAAAAACGAAGUGGAGAAAAACUCGAUGGAUAACGAGAGCCCAAGGAAAAGACGAAAGAGUAUUACUGAUGUGGAAGCAAAAUCAUCAUCAAAGAAAGUUCAACAAUCUAAAGAGAGUAUACAAAACAAUUCUCAACCAAUCAGUAAACGGCGAACAUCUCGUUGUUUAAAUUUUUCCGAAAAUCGAGACAAAAAAGAUGAGAAAAGUAAAACGGAGAGUGAGAUUUCAAUAAUGGAAACAGCAUCACGACGAAAGCAGUCUUUACCAUUAUCAAAGCAAUCCGAAGAUGAUGAAGAGUCAGCAAAUGACCUGAAAAUGGAUAAUAAAAACAACAAUGAAAAUAAAUCAAAUAAAACUAAUGAAAAAUGUGCCACAAAUACAGAAACGAGACAGAGUGAGGGGGAAGAAAACUCAAACAAUAAGAAAAAUACCAGAUAUAAUCGGGAAACAGAUUCGGAAGAUUCUGAUGUCAUAGAUAUAACACCGCGCAAGAAGAAAAAAACACAUUUAAGUAAACAGCCAACAAUUGAGGAAAGUUUAAAAUUGGAUAAUGGUAAAAGUCAGACAUCAUCUGCAAAGCAAAACAUACAAUCCCUGGAUAUUUGCGAUACGGAUAGUGAUAAUGAUGAACUAACAAGGACGCCAAGAAAAUCGAAAAAUUUAAGUUUAACAAAGAGGACGCCUGAAAAGAAUAAACCACCAACAACACAAUUGAUAAAUAGUACCAAACAAUCGGAAACAUCUUCCAAAGAUGUAAACGAUGAUUGUCAUGUUGUUGAAAUUUCCACAGAUUCUGAAAGCAAUUAUCCCCAAACUAGUUCUAAGCGACCAAACUCUGCAACAAAGAACCUACUUGCAAAAUCUCCAACUUUUGUUAUAAAAACAAAAAUAACACGAUCCACACCACAAGUCCUAACAACGCCGAAGCCUGUUGAUAGUAGUACUGCUUCUUCACAAUCCGAGAGCAACAAGGGAGAUGGCGAAAGCGAUGAUAUUUCCUCGCAAUUGGAAAUGAUACGCAAAGAACUGAAACUUUUGGAAGCCCAACGAUUGGCGGAUUUAAAAGCACGGACAUGUAAAACAUAGAUACCAUUUGAAACCCAUAUAUACAUAUUUUUCUACAUAUAUUGAAUAUAUUUAAGAUAUUUCAAAUAUACAAUUUUUGUAAGAAUUUUUAGUAAUAGACAUUUGCAAGAUUAUCCUUAAUUUUUAGUAUAGUGGAUUGAAUUAUACAAAAAGAAUGUAUAGAAGACUUAAAGAAUAAAAAAAUACAAGGUUGUAUAAAAAACA
Molecule: messenger RNA, 2696 nt
Organism: Musca domestica (house fly)
Lineage: Eukaryota; Metazoa; Arthropoda; Insecta; Diptera; Muscidae
Product: probable replication factor C subunit 1
Exons: 10
Coding region: 81-2492 (803 amino acids)
Biological process (GO): double-strand break repair
Cellular component (GO): nucleus
Source: RefSeq, a predicted model, not a curated record